UCGAGCUUGAGAACCGGUGACAGAAUCCUCUUGCUCUUGGUUUGGUGAGGAACAAACGGGAGAGUUGUUCGAAGACGAGGAAGAUGGAGACGAGACAAGCCAUAGAUCGGAGGGCCCAUGUGAUUUCGUUUGUCGGUCUGUUACUUCUGAGUUCGAUCGGACAAAUCUCGUCGCUUUCGGUGACGGUGAACGACGUUGAAUGUGUCUACGAGUACGUCCUCUACGAAGGCGACACUGUGUCGGGAAACUUCGUCGUCGUCGACCAUGAUAUCUUCUGGGGUUCAGAUCAUCCCGGUCUUGAUUUCGAUGUCUCAUCGCCUGCCGGGAAUAUAGUGCACAGUUUGAAAGGAACAUCAGGGGAUAAGUUUGAGUUCAAGGCCCCAAGAAGUGGAAUGUACAAAUUCUGUUUCCACAACCCACACUCUACACCAGAGACUGUCUCCUUCUAUAUUCACGUCGGCCACAUUCCCAACGAACACGACGUAGCCAAAGACGAGCAUUUGGACCCGAUAAACGUGAAGAUUGCAGAGCUGAGAGAGGCUUUGGAAUCCGUUAUCUCCGAGCAGAAGUAUCUGAAAGCACGUGAUACCCGGCACCGUCAUACGAACGAGAGCACGAGAAAGAGGGUGAUAUUCUACACUGUGGGAGAGUAUUUGCUUCUGGCCGCAGCCAGUGGCCUUCAGGUCCUGUAUAUCCGCAAGCUCUUCAGCAAGUCUGUUGCAUACAACCGAGUCUGACUCUGAUCAUAAUAAUAAUGAAAACCCUAAUUAGGGUUUUGUUGCUUUCCUUUUGUUCAAUGGCAGAGGCCUUUGUGGGUAAAAAAGAUGCGACCUUUUCUUUUCUUUUUUUUUCUUAAAAGGUUGAAAGCGGUAUACUGCACAAAUUAGUGACGCUUGAAUGCGCAAAUUUUACUGACGCUUUUUUUUAAACGA
Molecule: messenger RNA, 932 nt
Organism: Tarenaya hassleriana
Lineage: Eukaryota; Viridiplantae; Streptophyta; Magnoliopsida; Brassicales; Cleomaceae
Product: transmembrane emp24 domain-containing protein p24beta3
Exons: 4
Coding region: 84-737 (217 amino acids)
Biological process (GO): endoplasmic reticulum to Golgi vesicle-mediated transport; Golgi organization; intracellular protein transport
Cellular component (GO): endoplasmic reticulum; COPII-coated ER to Golgi transport vesicle; Golgi apparatus
Source: RefSeq, a predicted model, not a curated record